UUGGCCAUGGAAUCACAUCAUUUUCGUACCAUGCCGAACUCAAACCGUCAGACUAAAAGAUCAAAAUUUACAAGAGGAGAAAAAUGUCUGUUUGCUCAUUUAAUAAUAACUUUUGUGGGGAUCAUGUUGAUGGCACUUAUAUAUUUAAUACAUUUGUGUGUAGUGAAACACACGCGAAACGAGAUGUUGUCAAUGUAUUACAGACGAGCAGACACGCGUUUGUCAACUUUGGAGGUGACUCAUUUUGAAUCAAUCGGGGUGGUCUAUCUGAACAUGACUCCGCCGCCAGUCCGCGUGGUGUGUAAUACUCUGCUGCUUGCGAAGCGCUGGUCCUUGGCCCCGGCGCAGUGCACCUCUAUGCGCGAUCACCCUGAAAUGUCCGAUUACUUACCUAAAUGGAGAAUCAAAUACAAACUUUUUGGAAAAUUUACGCAAAGUGGUAUCAAGCGAACUUUAACUCACUCACGAUUCAAUAGAGGCGACUUUCAUAAUAAUAUUGGAUUAUUUGAGCAUUCCAACCAGAUUAUCAACGACGAGUACUAUGUUGCCCCGAGAAAUAUUGUAAUAGACCAGCAAUUGUUACAAAAAUACGCAAAAGAAAUGUUUAUCGUGAAUUGGCAAAUUGCAUUUUCUAAUCAAGGUGAUAUUUCUCAUGCUAUGGUCAUCAGAGUGCGACCAGUCAGUUCAGAAAAUUGUUAUUCGUACGCUUCGCCUAUUGUCGAACAAAUGAGAGAUUAUGAAUUCUGUGUUAAUUUCUAUCGGACCGGACCAACUGCGGGGACGUUUGUGUUUAAAGAAAAAACUUGGUUACAUACAGGAUAUAAAAAAUUAUGCAACUACCUACCUAAGAUGGGUACUUUAAUUACGAUCAAGUUCAAGGUGUAAAGCUGCUUCUGAACUGCCUGUAGAAGAGAAAAACUUUAUCAAAGAAAGUCUCUCCCGAAAACAAAGUUUGGAUAGUCACAAAGAAAUUUUGAUCAGUUCAUUAUAAUUUAGUAGUUAAGAGAACUUACGUAAUUUCUGUCAAUCAC
Molecule: messenger RNA, 1031 nt
Organism: Trichoplusia ni (cabbage looper)
Lineage: Eukaryota; Metazoa; Arthropoda; Insecta; Lepidoptera; Noctuidae
Exons: 6
Coding region: 7-885 (292 amino acids)
Source: RefSeq, a predicted model, not a curated record